This is a messenger RNA of Aspergillus melleus, 336 nucleotides long. Its product is annotated as Cell division control protein 11. The coding region runs from base 1 to 336 and encodes 111 amino acids. NCBI's taxonomy places the organism in Eukaryota, Fungi, Ascomycota, Eurotiomycetes, Eurotiales, Aspergillaceae. The record is from RefSeq and is a predicted model, not a curated record. The transcript has 2 exons.
AUGUCGUCGGCUCUUAACGCGCUCCGUCGCAAGAAAAAUGUCAAGAAGGGUAUCCAGUUCUGUCUGAUGGUCUGUGGUGCCAGCGGAACCGGUAUGUAUUGGAAUCUCGGUGUUGCCCCUGACGGCUGCAGGCAAACUGACCAGGUUCCCCUUUUCCAAACAGGACGUACCACCUUCGUCAACACCCUUUGCGGAAAGACCGUCCUCGAGGGCAAGGAUGCCGACGACGCUGCCAACGCUCACAUUGAGGAGGGUGUCCGCAUCAAGCCGGUCACGGUUGGUAAGUUGGUGCCAAACAUCCAUGGGUUGCACAAUUCAAGGUUCGGGCAAGACUAA